CAGGACGUGUGUUGCGCCAUGCAAGCCGGGACUAUGACGUAAGGCCCAGUACCACACGCACCACUACCCCUCCCUUAAAUCGCCGUAAGUCACCUGUAUCCUUACUUAAAGCACAGGUAGAACAAACACACCUGUGUGGCAGCCCUGUGUGACGACGGCCUUUCAGUCUCUUGUAUUUCUUUCUUUUCUUACUAAAUGUUUUUCCAAGAACACUCCUAGUUUUCUGUCAGUGUACUGGAGAAAGAGGAGGAGUCGUUUUAUAUAGCCUGGAGAAUUUGUGACACAGGACUGUAGCUUGGUACAACUGUAAAUAUUAGGUGCCCAGGAAGGAAGUACAAGUUGUUGGGACCAAGAUGGCGCCUCCGUUUCUGGAUACGCAGACGAAAGCUGCUAUCGUGUGCUUCAAAUGUGGGCUAGCCUGCUUCCUGGUCGUGUUUCUGGCCGCUGGUAUCACUAUGUUGGUCGUCGCCGCUGUCGCCAAUAAGUACAUGGGUCAGUUCGAGGAACUCAACCAUGACCUGAUCUCUGGCCGGAACCUCUGCAUAGUGAUCGGGCUAUUCGUCACCCUAACGGGAAUUCUCGGUAUUGCAGGCGUGGUGAGGGAGAACUGCUGCUUGCUGCUAUCGUUUGCCGGGAUCCUGGGUUGCCUGUUUGUGCUGUCUGUAGCGGCUGGGGUUAGUCUGGCUGUGUUAACGUCUAUUGGGACGCUUCGAGAGAAACUGACAGAUUUUCUGGGCGAAAUGAUCCUCAAAGUCGAGAAAACUGCUGUGAGGUCAAAGGUCAUGGACGAGGUGCAAAUGCAGAUUAAGUGCUGCGGCGACGUGAGUUACAGGGACUGGUUCGACGUGCCGUUCGACGGGACUAACGUCACCCAUUCAGGGGACGUGCCGGGGUCCUGCUGUGUGGGCGCUAAGGAGAACUUCGACAUCAACAAACCGGACGACUCAUGCGGCAAGAGGGCCAAGUCACAGAACAGCACCAUCUAUACAACGGGAUGCACCAAGAGGGUAGCUGACAUAUUGAACGGUCAUCUACUGCAGAUAAUUGGCGCGGGAGCUGUGGUGAUUUUUCUUGAGGCCGUUGGGUUCACUCUGAGCUGCUGCCUAUUACGUCACAUCCGGCGGAGGGACAGUGCAGACGAAGAGGACAGGGUCAAACUGCAUUUGAUUAAAAAAAGAGAGAAGAAGGAGGCGAAGCUCAGGAAGCGGGGUCAAGAGAGCAGUGACGACUUACUGAGUGAGGAUAACUAAGAACGUCGCCAUACUGAAUGGCUAUGCUUUUGUUUGUUUGUUUGUUUGUUUGUUGAAAAGGAGGGUGCAUAUUUCUACGAUGAAAUCUGGUGCUGCGUAUUAAACGA
Messenger RNA from Branchiostoma floridae (Florida lancelet), 1357 nucleotides. RefSeq names its product CD63 antigen-like. Gene Ontology annotation, cellular component: membrane. Bases 354 to 1250 code for a protein of 298 amino acids. The transcript is spliced from 7 exons. The record is from RefSeq and is a predicted model, not a curated record. NCBI's taxonomy places the organism in Eukaryota, Metazoa, Chordata, Leptocardii, Amphioxiformes, Branchiostomatidae.